GGGUAAAUACAAUAUUGUCUUGUCGAUUACCAUCGUUAAUUUUGGCCAGAGUAGUUGGUUACAAUCUGGAUAAUUAUAUAUUUUAAAACUUCAAGUACACAAUAAAAACCAGGUUGUUUUGCAUAAAAAGUGUUGCAAAAUGGAUUUAAGAUAGUGGAAAUUGGCAUGUAAUUGAAUUUGUGAAGAAGUUUUCAUGUUACUUGCAUCACAGUAAAUUGUAUAUAUUAGCUUGAAAAGCUGAUUUAAAGACGAAAUCUAUAAAUGAGCAGCUUACAUUAAGCGUGUCUUACAAUGAAUCCUUCCGAGUUGCGUAUGAUGUGGAUGAGUCAUUAUAAUCCAGAACGCAUCACAGUGGAGGACGCACCUUCAUUCUUUGGACAUCCAUCAGUGGGACUUUCUGUAAUGGAUGAUUUAGCUUCACAUCAACAAACAAUGGACUUGAAUCCAAUGAUGAGCAUUGUUGGGGGGGAUUUUAGUGGUCAGGCGGCAGCAGCAGCAGCGGCGGCGGCUGCAUUAGGCGUACAACCAACAGCUCUAAUUGCGGCAAACUCGAAUGACAUUUACGGUCUGGCACAAGUUGGCGGUUUGCACCAGCAAUUGCUUCAACAAUCCGCAGCAGCCGUUUUUCAAAAUUACACAGAGGUCAUUGAUGAUGAUGAUGCUACCGGCGGAGUUGUUAUAAGUGGUGGCAGUGGUGGUUGUAGCAAUGUCAGCAUUAUAGAUAAGUCUUUAGCCACACAAUUUGUGCAUAGCGAUGAGCCACAACCUAUAUACGAUCAGUUGGAGGAUGGCGGCUACGAUGAUGGCCUGGCACCAAAACAGGAAAUUAUCAAUAUUGAUGAUUUUGUUAUGAUGACUGACUCCAAUUCGUACGAUGGUACAGAGUUCAUGACUGAUGAGAGAGAUAUGGCCGAAGGUAGUAGUGGUGGCGUUGAUAUUGCUCAUGCACAUGGCAUGGAUGAAAAUGGUGUAUUGGUGCCAUUGGACAGUGCGCACAAAUUAAUGGGCGAUAGUGGCGAUGAUUUGUUGGUGCCCGCCUCCACAUCCGCCGCAUUACAGGCAGCAACGUCAACCUCAUCAAGGGGAAUUGGUGGUGGUGUUGGAGGACCAGGGCACCAUCGCUCAUCGCAACGUAAGACCCGCAAAAUUGAGCCGGUCAACAGACCAGGACUGGUGCUGAAGACACCAAUAGCAUAUAAGGGGAACAUAGAUCCAUCGGUUAUACCAAUUCAAAAAGAUGGCAUGGCCGUCUGUGAGCGCUGCGGUGCCAUCGGUGUAAAGCACACAUUCUAUACUAAAUCUCGGCGAUUUUGCAGCAUGUCCUGUGCACGUGGUGAACUUUAUUCUUUGGUAGUAAACAACACAAAAAUGGCUGGUGGGGCGCAGCAACAACAGACAAUUUCUAAUUCACCUGUACAUGACAAUGUUGAUGGCGCUACUUGCAGUAACAAUGGUAAUAGCAACGACACACAACAACAACACGACACUCAACGCCAACAAUCCGAUAUUGAGUUGGCGUUACGUGUUGCUCAUAUUAAGAAUUCGAAUUAUCGUUUUCGCAUCACAGACCAAUCGAAAAUUACCCAAAUCAAUGGUUUUGGCGAGCCAAUCAUGUCCACCGAAUUGACAGGGAUGGAUGACACUGGGGGACUAACAGCACUAAAUAGUGAGGAUGGAGCUUUGAGUUUAAGUGCGGCCGGUUUGGUUGCUACGCCAAAGGCUCUCCAAAUGUAUCGGGAUGUUUUGCCACAAGAGGACCUGCCACAAAUACCGAAAUUCGAACGUCUGCCCGUUUCGUGCCCGCAAAUGGAAAAGAUUAUUAGUAUACGUCGGCGCAUGUACGAUCCGACGCACUCAUUCGAUUGGACACAGCGUUUGUCACAUGCCAAUUUUUUUGCUGCCCCUGUUACUUGCUUCCCACAUGCACCUGGCUAUGAGGUGUGGGACAGCAUCGGAAUUGACAUGAAGGUGGAAGUGGAGAACACGGAUUGUGAUACCACGGAGGUGAUACAGCCGGGGCAGACGCCACAUUCAUUUUGGGUUGCGACCAUCUUAAAUAUUUGCGGGUACAAAGCAUUAAUGCGAUACGAAGGCUUUGAUGAGCCGACGCAUGAUUUCUGGGUAAAUCUCUGCAAUGCAGAAGUGCAUUCGGUCGGUUGGUGUGCGACGCGCGGCAAACCUCUUAUACCGCCGCGCACUAUAGAGAAUAAAUACAAGGAUUGGAAGGAUUUUCUUGUCGAACGUUUGUCUGGCGCGCGUACACUGCCGUCCAGUUUUUAUAAUAAAAUCAAUGACAGCAUGCAGUCUCGUUUCCGGCUGAGCUUGAAUUUGGAAUGUGUAGACAAAGAUCGAAUCUCACAAGUUCGCCUAGCAACGGUGACCAAAAUUGUAGGUAAACGCCUGUUCUUGCGAUACUUUGAUUCGGAUGACGGAUUUUGGUGUCACGAGGAUUCUCCUAUAAUACAUCCCGUUGGCUGGGCGACCACAGUAGGACAUAAUUUGGCCGCACCGCAGGACUACUUGGAGCGAAUGCUGGCGGGUCGUGAAGCGAUGAUUGAAGUGCAUGAAGAUGACGCUACAAUUGAGCUUUUCAAAAUGAAUUUCACUUUCGAAGAAUAUUAUAUGGAUGGCAAAGGGAAUGGUUUUGUUGAAGGCAUGAAAUUGGAGGCUGUCGAUCCGCUUAACCUUUCUUCAAUUUGUGCUGCUACUGUAAUGGCCGUCCUAAAGUUUGGUUACAUAAUGAUACGCAUCGAUUCAUAUCAACCAGAUGCAACUGGGUCAGAUUGGUUUUGUUAUCACGAGAAGUCGCCCAGCAUAUUUCCAGUAGGCUUCUGUGCAUCCAACUCCAUCACAUUAACGCCGCCCAAUGGGUAUGAUGUGAACACCUUUAGCUGGGAAACGUAUUUGCAGGAAACAGGUAGCAUUGCAGCUGGUCAACAUUUGUUUCACCGCAUUGUGCCCAAUCAUGGUUUUGAGGUCGGUAUGAGUCUUGAGUGUGCUGAUCUCAUGGAUCCGCGUUUGGUAUGUGUGGCGACAGUGGCACGCGUAGUUGGACGUUUGCUCAAAAUACACUUCGAUGGUUGGACCGAUGAGUACGACCAAUGGCUAGAUUGCGAAUCGCCAGAUGUAUAUCCGGUUGGCUGGUGCGUGCUAGUCAAUCACAAGCUUGAGGGUCCACCCGUUACAGUACAAUCAACAGCCAAGACGAACACGAAAGCGAAAAGUCCGAAGAAACGCAAGAAAAAAUCAAAUUUAAAAGGGGAAAAUUCAAAUAUAGCAAAACCGCGUACGAUUGCUUUGAAAACGAAUCCACACCUUCCAAAAUUGAGCAUUAAGCUGGAACUUAAACCGGAACAUCAUAAUGCCGCCUUCUACGAAGAUAACCACGAAGAUGACGACGAUGAUAUUGAAUAUGAGGAAGACAGUACGAGUCAUCGUUCUGGCCAAUCCACUCCAUUAUCACAUAAUGAUGGCAGUCAACAGGCGUUAAUCGAGAAGGCAACGGCAGUACAGCAAGUGCUAGCGACUCAACCGCCAGCGCCAACGCGAUGUGCAAAUGCAGUUGUAAAAAAAUCGGUGUCACCAGCACCGCCCGUUGUAGGACGCAAGGCUACCAGUUAUAUUGGGAACUCCUCCGUUUGCAAUAGCAAAUACAUUCCGCGUCUCAUUGAAUCAUCCUCGAAUGACAACAAUAGCAGCAGCAGUAGCACCAACAAUAAUAGUCAAAACGCGGAUCCGCACGCUGACCUCAUACCCGACACAUGGAAUGUCUACGAUGUGUCGCAGUUUUUGCGCGUCAAUGAUUGCACGGCGCACUGUGACACAUUUUUACGGAACAAGAUUGAUGGUAAACGUUUGCUCCAACUUUCCAAGGAUGAAAUAAUUACGUUGCUUGGUAUGAAGGUGGGUCCCGCGCUAAAGAUCUCCGAUUUGAUACAACAGCUGAAGUGCAGAGUUAACCCGGGCAAGUCCAGGUUGCAUAAGGCAAACAAAACGUUUUUAUAGUGCCUUUUGAAGCGACCGCAUCAGUUAUUAUCAUCAAAACCACCCAAGCCAAUAUUUCGGCCUAAGCUCUCUUCACAUAGAAACUCGUCACAAUACUGCAAAGUAUUUAAUAUAAACACAAUAACCACUAUAUGAUUACCUUAUCAUGUGAGAGUGCCUCCAAUGUAUGCUGAAAUCAAUUUAAAUAUGCUAUCAGUGAGAAAACAAAGAAUUCAUAAUUGAUUAAACGAGACGGGUUAGCUGACACUGACUAUUGAUUUAUAAUAGAACUAUACGUUUUUGAGUUUUAGUUAAGAAGAAAUAAGCUGAAAUAGCCAACUGUACGAAAAAAAGCACUAAAAAGAAAAAAACAGAAAAAAGAAGAAAAACAAGGAAAUCCCAACAAGGAAGAAAUGAAAAUAUAUGUAUGUUUAAUUACAGUUUUCUUUUCUGACGUAGAGUAGAUACUUACUUUAUAAAAUUUUCACUUCAUAUAUAUUUUUAAUACCUAGUACACCGUAGUACAGUAACUCUAUUUUAGCUAAACACAUGACGAUACAGUUUGUCUUAUAUAUAAUUGUAUGCAAUUUUUUCUGUUCAAGAGAAAACGAAGUAAAUUAAAAAAAUUUAGCACAUCCGUAGACUGAAAAAUAAUGAUGAAAAGAAAAUAGCAAGCACACCUUAUUGCGCUAACAACAAAAUCACAAUCAAUGAACUUUACACUACAUAACAUUUUCUAAUGUUAGGCAUAAUACGAGUAGACCUCGUAACACAAAAUAACAACAACCACGCAAUAUAAAUGCCUUUUCUUUAUAAAAUCAACUGGAUAAAUAUUUUACAAAGAAAUUGAUUCUUUAAAACCUCAAAUACAAAAUUCGUUGGACCGAAACCAACGCCCAACAACAUAAUAUAUUGAAGAUGCACCUUUGCACA
Messenger RNA from Anastrepha ludens (Mexican fruit fly), 4917 nucleotides. It is a transcript of the gene Sfmbt, whose product is annotated as polycomb protein Sfmbt. Lineage: Eukaryota; Metazoa; Arthropoda; Insecta; Diptera; Tephritidae. Gene Ontology annotation, molecular function: zinc ion binding. The record is from RefSeq and is a predicted model, not a curated record. The transcript has 10 exons. The coding region runs from base 292 to 4005 and encodes 1237 amino acids. Gene Ontology annotation, cellular component: nucleus. Gene Ontology annotation, biological process: regulation of DNA-templated transcription; heterochromatin formation.